Messenger RNA from Eutrema salsugineum, 959 nucleotides. RefSeq names its product 60S ribosomal protein L19-1. Gene Ontology annotation, cellular component: cytosolic large ribosomal subunit; ribosome. The transcript is spliced from 5 exons. The record is from RefSeq and is a predicted model, not a curated record. The coding region runs from base 91 to 738 and encodes 215 amino acids. Gene Ontology annotation, molecular function: structural constituent of ribosome; RNA binding. NCBI's taxonomy places the organism in Eukaryota, Viridiplantae, Streptophyta, Magnoliopsida, Brassicales, Brassicaceae. Gene Ontology annotation, biological process: translation.
AGAGAAAUGGCAUUGCAUUUAUAAACUCUUUCGUCUUCUACGAUUAGCUGUUCUCCGCCACACCAAUCUCCAGAGAGAGGCGAAGCAAAAAUGGUUUCACUGAAGCUCCAAAAGCGGCUCGCCGCAUCGGUGAUGAAGUGCGGGAAGGGCAAAGUAUGGCUCGAUCCCAAUGAAAGUUCCGACAUCUCCAUGGCCAAUUCCCGCCAAAACAUCAGGAAGCUUGUGAAGGAUGGUUUUAUCAUCAGGAAACCAACCAAGAUCCACUCUCGUUCCAGAGCUCGCCGCAUGAAGAUUGCCAAAAUGAAGGGACGUCACUCUGGUUACGGUAAGAGAAAGGGUACCCGUGAAGCUAGAUUGCCAACAAAGGUACUGUGGAUGCGUAGGAUGCGUGUUCUGAGGCGUCUUCUGAAGAAGUACAGAGAGUCGAAGAAGAUUGAUAAGCACAUGUACCAUGACAUGUACAUGCGUGUUAAGGGUAAUGUCUUCAAGAACAAGCGUGUCCUGAUGGAGAGCAUCCACAAGUCCAAGGCUGAGAAAGCCAGAGAGAAGACUUUGUCUGACCAGUUUGAGGCUAAGAGGGCUAAGAACAAGGCCAGCCGAGAAAGAAAACAUGCAAGGAGAGAAGAGCGUCUAGCUAAGGGUCCCGGAGGAGAUGUUGCGCCUGUAACUGCACCACCAGCUGCUCCUGCGACUACUGGUCAAACUGCAGAGGUACCGAAGAAGAAGUCGAAGAAGUGAAGAGGAUAUAGUGAUCAAGCUAUAUAGACUUGACUUGAAGAAGGUUUUGAGUGUUUUAUGAAGUUGGGUUUGUUGAAAUACUUUAUUCUCGCAAAGAACAAAAACUUAUGUCGCUUAAUUUUUAUUUUUUGAGAUUUUUAGCUUAUCAGUGUUUCAAGAGACGUGCUUUGCAAAAACUUGUGCUUUUUUUUGUUACGUAUUGCUAUUCGUUCUCCACCUAA